CGUUCCAAAGCUAGAAUUUCUAACCGUACUCAUGUAGAAGCAAUAUCCAAUUUCUAGCUUCAGCAUCCAGCCUGCAACUGCGGCGUACGAGUAUUAGUCCGGCAGUACUCUUCUCUGACACAAAACAUUAUCACAAGCACAAGCACCAGCGAAUCUCACCGAAGCAAAGAGCAAUCAGUCGCCGGGCUUCGUGGAUGACCGGCCACACGCAAGGCGGAUAUUCGAGCGGGUCAGAGCGCCCAUUCCAUACCCGUGUGGCUUAUUCCCAAACCACCAGCUGCUGGGACUAUGACUCUGUACGACUCUGCUCUACCUGGUUGCGCACCCCCUCCCACAUACACCAGUGGGGUGUGCGAGAGCCUAAGCAAAUCUUUUAUACCAGUCUACGGGCCUACUUGUUAGUCUCUUCCCCCAGAUAUCUCUCGGCUGGCUUGCCUCUUUUCUCAUUCUUCUCCAAAUCUCGUCUUUUCUUUCCCUUUCUCGUAAUAUCCUCACUGCAUUUCUUCUGUUCCUUCUUUUGUAUCUACUAAUAAUACCUGCAUUGCGAUUCUUAGCGCUCAACAUUUGUUUACCUGCCGCAACGGAGCAUUGGCUUUUUAACUUCGAUCUAACCAUUUGAGAGAGCAGUAGUU
This is a messenger RNA of Trichoderma asperellum CBS 433.97, 632 nucleotides long. Lineage: Eukaryota; Fungi; Ascomycota; Sordariomycetes; Hypocreales; Hypocreaceae. The record is from RefSeq and is a predicted model, not a curated record.